Molecule: messenger RNA, 5921 nt
Organism: Oreochromis aureus
Lineage: Eukaryota; Metazoa; Chordata; Actinopteri; Cichliformes; Cichlidae
Gene: armc8
Product: armadillo repeat containing 8
Exons: 22
Coding region: 436-2415 (659 amino acids)
Biological process (GO): proteasome-mediated ubiquitin-dependent protein catabolic process
Cellular component (GO): GID complex
Molecular function (GO): protein binding
Source: RefSeq, a predicted model, not a curated record
GAGUACCAGUGCUGUCACCAGUUUUGCAGUAGUCAAAACACGUUUAUAGAAUGCAUCAUGCACAUUGGAUAACAAGUUGUAGGAAUGAGAUUUUUAUUCAAACCACUCAGUAUUAUUUGAUUUUAAGUUAUGCGCCGUCUUAAUUGCAAUAGCAAACUUAACAUUGUUAACCUAGCUAACGUUAGGUGCUCCUGCAAGUAACAUUAGCAACUGUAGCAUACGGUUAAGCUAGCGAAGCAAACUUUGCUAACUCACUGGUUUCCUUACUCUUGAGGUGUUUUUAUAUGUAGUGUGUCGGCAGUCAGAGCUGUAGUAACUGGUAAGACUCUGGGAUUUACUCUAGCAAGUGACACUCACUGCAAACUGUAACUUGGCUAAUAUAACGCAAAAUGUUCCACGAAAAAGCGCGUAAGGAGCAAUAGUGAAACGCCCCCCAUGGAAGUCACCGCCACCAGUCGGCAUUAUGUUGACAGACUGUUUGACCCCGACCCACAGAAAGUGCUUCAGGGAGUCAUUGACAUGAAGAACGCUGUCAUAGGAAACAACAAGCAGAAGGCCAAUCUGAUUGUCCUCGGAGCCGUGCCAAGGUUAUUAUACCUGCUGCAGCAGAGCUCAUCCAGUAUGGAGCUGAGGACAGAGUGCGCUGUGGUGCUGGGAAGCCUCGCCAUGGGCACUGAGAACAACAUCAAGUCCCUGGUGGACUGUCACAUCAUCCCUGCCCUUCUUCAAGGUCUCUUAUCUUCGGACCUGAUCUUCAUUGAAGCUUGCCUUCGAUGUCUCAGAACUGUCUUCAUCAGCCCAGUCACCCCUGUCCAGCUGCUUUAUACUGACCCCACUGUGAUUCCUCAUUUAAUGUCUCUUCUGAGCAACUCUCUGAGAACCCAGGAGUACAUCACCCAGAUCUUCUCCCACUGUUGUAAGACUCCAGAGCACCAGACGAUCCUUUUCAACCACGGCGCCAUCCAGAAUAUUGCCCCUUUGCUCAUUUCACCCUCUUAUAAGGUUCGGAUGCAGGCGUUAAAGUGUUUCUCAGUCCUGGCGUAUGAGAACACGCAGGUCUCCAUGACACUGGUGAAUGUGCUGGUGGAUGGUGAGCUACUCACUCAGGUAUUUGUCAAAAUGAUGCAAAGGGAUCAACCCAUUGAAAUGCAGCUAACAGCAGCCAAAUGUCUAACCUAUAUGUGUCGAGCGAGUGCCAUCAGGACAGACGAUAGCUGCAUAGUACUAAAGACCCUGCCAUGCCUUGUGCGAAUGUGCAGUAAAGAGCAUUUGCUUGAGGAAAGGGUGGAGGGUGCAGAGACACUGGCCUAUCUCAUGGAGCCCGACGUGGAGCUGCAGAGGAUCGCAAGCACCACUGAUCACCUCGUGGCCAUGCUGGCCGACUACUUCAAGUACCCCAGCUCUGUGUCUGCCAUCACUGACAUCAAGAGGCUGGACCACGACCUGAAACACGCACACGAGCUGAGACAAGCAGCCUUCAAACUGUACGCCUCGCUGGGCUCCAACGAUGAGGACAUCCGCAAAAAGAUAACAGAGACGGAGAACAUGAUGGACAGGAUAGUCAGCGGCCUAUCAGAAUCCAGCAUUAAAGUCCGUUUGGCAGCUGUCAGGUGUCUUCACAGUCUUUCUCGGUCGGUGCAGCAGCUGAGAACCAGCUUCCACGAUCACGCAGUAUGGAAACCCCUGAUGAAGCUCUUGCAGAACGCCCCAGAUGAAGUCCUGGUUAUGGCUUCUUCUACACUAUGCAAUCUACUGCUGGAAUUCUCACCCAGCAAAGAGCCCAUCCUGGAGUCAGGGGUAAUUGAAUUACUAUGCAGUCUAACCCAGAGCGACAGUCCUGCACUGAGAGUCAAUGGGAUCUGGGCCCUGAUGAAUAUGGCGUUCCAAGCUGAUCAGAAGGUGAAGGUGGAGAUUGUUCGGUGUUUGGGCACAGAACAGCUGUUCCGCCUGCUAUCAGACCCCGACACCAACGUGUUAAUGAAGACCCUCGGUCUGCUGCGCAAUCUACUGUCGACACGCCCUCACAUUGACCAGAUCAUGAGCUCCCACGGGAAGCAGAUCAUGCAGGCAGUUACCCUCAUCCUUGAAGCGGAGCACAGUAUAGAGGUCAAAGAGCAGACGCUGUGCAUCCUAGCCAACAUUGCCGAUGGCAACACAGCCAAGGACCUCAUCAUGACCAAUGACGACAUGCUCCAGAAAAUCAAAUACUACAUGGGGCAUUCGAAUGUGAAACUGCAGCUUGCUGCAACCUUCUGCGUCUCAAACCUUAUCUGGAAUGAGGAGGACGGUUCUCAGGAGCGUCAGGACAAGCUGAGGGAGAUGGGCUUUGUGGACAUCCUGCACAAACUGACACAAUCCUCUGACCCCAACCUCAGUGACAGAGCGAAGACAGCAUUGCAGCAGUACCUAGCAUGACUACAGUGGGCAGCCAUCGCCUUCUGCCAGCCUAACUAACAAAUGUGUGGAGGACACCUGGCUCCUUCGUUAUUUGUAUCAGUUAAAGUGCCCCUAUUAUGCUGUUUUUAACUAAUAGGAUUACUUUGAAAACAAAACAUUCAUAUUGUGCACUCCUGCAGCGCCUCUUCUCAUCCUCUGAGCCCCGUCUGCUCCACUUGGUCCACUGCUAUAACAGAAGCAAGGCAGCGUUUAUGUGCCCAGCCAGCAUAGCCCUUUAACAGCUGCCAACUUAGAACGCAUUAGCAGUGGCCACGUCAGAAAGACAUGCCAACAGCAUCAAUCAUAAUACAGCUGUUCUCUUGAAAUUGUAUAAAUGGUAAUUACAACAGUAGACAGAACAAUAGAAUAUGUCCAUUAGAACAGCGUUACUGGGAAUUUUCCUCUAUUUAAUUUAAUUAUGUCAGACUCAUUUUACAGGACAAAUAAAACCCCACUUUCUGUCACACAAUUCAUGUCCUGAGAUUUCUUAGUAUAAGAUAAAGAGCACAUCUGAGUUUUUCUACAUGAUAAAUAAGUAAAAAUACAGAAACCCUCUGGUAGCUCACUGCACAGACGGUCCUGUAUUUAUUAAACAAAGUUUUUGUUAAUUGAUGAAUUUAAAAAGUUAAAUUAAAAUUUCUACAGUAGAGAGUGAAGAACAGGAACUUUUCUGUCAUUUAAAGUUUUAUUUAUUACUAAACUGCUCUGGUCUGGUAUAAGUGGCUGUGGGGGAGGUCUUUAUCAGCAGGAGAAUCUGUAAAACUUAAAAAAAUACAGUUAAAAGUCCAAAAAUGUAUGCCUUCCACCAUAUUUUCCAAAGCCAUCCAGUGGGACGGAUUGGCGUCUUUGCCAGGCCGAUUCAGGUCCCCAUAGUUUGACACCACUGCUUUAGAGGGUAGGAUAGAAGCUGACAGGUAUCAUGAGUAUAUUAAUGCUCUUGUUUUAGCCAGAAACAGACAAUGCUGUGUGCUUUGCUAGUAUUGGAGAUAUUUUAGAGUUAUCACAGCAACUCUAGCAACAAAAUAAUGUCCCACGGCGAAGGAGCAUGUGGAGGGCGGCUGUUUCUUUGUUAGAGUGCCCCACACUAGCAGCUAGGCAGGAUUUAUUUAAACGUGUUACACAGUGACAUAGAUCAGAAACGUAAGGAAAAGCUUGGACUCCAAACGAGGUGUUUCAGCAACAGCAAUCUCUGUGAGAAAGGGAAUAACUGCAUUUAGCUUGGUCCUUGCAUCUUUGCAAGAUACACAACAACAAUAGAGCAGAAAACCCCAGAAAGGCUAAUAGGGGCACUUUAAUCGUGAGGCCUGUUUUGUUGCACAAAGACACCUUUUUUUGGACCUGUGGCUGACCUCUCUUCACUUCUCCAGUACAAACACCUCAACCCAGCCUCAACAGUUCGGCUCCAGCUCCACGGCGGAGACUCUGAGACUGCAGUUGUUGUGAAAUCAACGGUUAGGGGAGUUUCACCUGAUAGGUUUUAUUUUAUUCUUCUCUUGAAGUGAAUCCUUGGACUUGGAUUUUGUGAUUUGAGAUUUGCAGACUUUGUUUUCUUUCUUUUUUUGGAGUGCAGCUGCCUGACAUCACAGCUAUUGCGGAGCCUUCAGACUCCCAGCAGUGGAGAUGAUGGUUUCAGAGAGCAGACUUUGAGAGCACGGCUGACGGACAGCAAAGUUUCCCAGUUGUAUUUUUUUAAUUUUUGACUAAGAUUACUAUUAAUAUUAAUGUUUUGUUAAAGGCAUCGCAAGUAAGGACUCACGUGGAAAAACACAGACUGCCUAUUUUGGAAUUUCCUUUCUUCUUUGUGGAUACAUACCUCGUAAAUAUAUAAAUAUAUAUAUAAAUAUAAACAAAUAUAUAUUUUUGGAUUUUUAUUUUUCCCCUGCCCCUCAUGUUUUUCAGUCGAUCCCUCUGAACCAUGGUUUUUGGCACAGUCGGGGGAAUCUACUGCACUCUAAGUAUCUGUCGAACGCUGAACGUGGUCUCUGGAGGAUAAUCAGGAAUGAGCAUUUCUCCUUUUAGGUGUCGUCACUGUGGUGGUGCUGCUCGCACAGAAGCCUGUCACUUCUGUCCAGUAACCUUAUGAUCCCACUGAGAAAUGUAGUGCUUACACAGACCUGCGGUUAUUAAUUACACCCAACACCUGGGCAAAGAGGAUUAAUGUAUCCAUCCCUCACACCUCCUGUCGAGAAAGACCCGAUGUCUGCUGCUGUCUCUGCGUGUGUUUGUCAGGAGGGAUAAAUGAAAUUCCCAAACCUCCAGCUUUCUCUCCCUUGAUGUGUUUUUGAGAGGCGAGUGAGGACAGAGUAGAUGUAAGAAUCGUUUGAGACUAAGGCAUGAGUACAUGCACUGCAGCAGAAUCAAGUGCUACAUUGUUUCUCCACCCCUUUGUUAUAUAAUUUCUUCUCCGAUCAGGAUAUUUCUAGAACAUUUCCCCUGACAUUUCAAACCUUACUGAAGCUCUGAUAGAAUGAAUGUUACCCUUGAGAAUAUAUGCAGAUCUGAAGGAGUUCCUGUGUUGUGUCUUAUUUCUCCUUGGAGAGUCUGCUGUGGUAAAAAUCCCACCGGCUUUUUGUUUUUUUUUUUUUUUUUUAAAUUUAUUUAUUGUUAGUUAGGGGUUGCUUCAUGGAUUUGAAAUAAACCAUUAGAAUGUGUUACAGACUUGCUGCUGCUGCACACAGUAAUGUCAGAGUGUGAAUGUGAUGCUGACCAGACAGCAAACUUGCAGUCAUAUGUGAAAAAGGAUGAUGCAUGUCUUCCCAGGAGUGGAUGUCCCAGCAAAUUCAACCCAAGGUCUCAGACUCCACAUGCAUAUUAAAUAGAAAUAAGAAAAACAAACAAAAAAACAGCUACGGCUGGUUUGGAAAGGAGAAAGCCUCUUCACUCCAUGAAGAACACGGCAGCACAGCUUAGAUUUGCAAACUUCAAGAACAAUAUCCUUUGAAAUUGCCAUUUUUGGUGCUUCCAAAACUCGUUAACUCACAGAUGAGGUGACUGUAGAGCCGGGCGUCUGCUGAUCAUAGGUGGUUCAAUCACUGGCUGCUCCACUCUGCAUGCCAAAUCGGGUAAGAUGCUAAACCUAAGUUGCUCUCCAAUGAAUCCAAAUGAAUGUUUGAUAGAAAGCACUUUGGUAGCAAAAGCAUAGAAAAGUGCACAUAUACAUGGGUUAAUGAGGCAUGUUCUAUAAAGCGCUACGUUAGCUUUAUUUAAUGUGUAAAACACUAAUCCAUCAGUUUUCUGUUCUUCUCGUUUCAGGUAAUUCAUUUAAUUUUAUUGCUAGAGUUAUAUAUUACACCUAUUAACGCAAAUCAGUGGUACAGACAGCUGUCAAGUACACAAAAAUGCAAUCUGUUAGUAAAGCUUCCUUUGUAGUUUUAUAUUUGCGCUUGUAUGUUUAUAAAAAUUACCAUUAGUUGCCAUGUAAUUUGUAUAAAACAGAUCCUGUAAGGUUGUCAGUUUUACCUUUUAAACCUUCCACUAACCAGUAA